GAAAGUUGCACCGAGGAAAUUUGAUCCGCCGAUCACAAUCAUUGUAUGUUCGAGGGAUUGUAUUAGCUCGGGAGAGUAAACCACGCCGUCCUCUUCAAGAGCGCGAGAAGAGGUUCGCCCAAUGAUCUUCGUCGCCCCGUAAGGACGCAACAUUCUCACCUUCUACUGCCUGCUAUCCAUUCCUCCUACUUUGUCAGCCCUACAGUCGCAAUGAGUGCAUGAAACCCGAGUCCGGUCGCGUGUGCACUUGGUCUCGUCCUCCAUAUUACCAGGCCCCCAAAUGCCGCCCUCCUGGAGGACCGGCCUCGUGAACGCCUUCCCUAUUCCCGAAGAUCGCUUGAAAUCGAAAAAGGGCUUCUCCAGGAAGGCAAUCGACGAGGAGGUUUCUCCUGACUCCCCGGAACCAGAUGUACCGGCCCUGCCUGGCGGACCGUUCAAGUUCUUCGAGCUGCCCGCCGAGAUACGUAACAAGAUCUACGGCUUGAUUUUGUUCGGCAAGCCGGGUUACAGAGGCAAGGAUGGACGGAAGAAGACUCGCACUUCGAUCCUGGCGGUCAGCAGGAGGAUGCACCAGGAGACAUCAUACAUUCUGUACAGCUCUCUGAGCUUCAGGAUCUUUCCCUUGCAGGACUUCACGCCCGCGCCCAUCAUCCAAGAAUUGCGCCCGAUGUAUCGGGCCAUGGUGACAAAGUUGGAAAUGGUGGUGGGCUCGAGCUGGGCCAGUCCGCCCAAGACGUGGCGGGUCAGCAAGCUCCUGGCGAGACGACUGGGAAAAUUGUCCGCCGUGCAAAGCCUGAGACUGUUUGUGCAAUGCGACCCGAGUACGCCGACGUACGAAAAGUACAGAGUCUCGCUCAAUUUCUACACCGACUUUUGCGGCGAUCUGCUUCGCGAUGUCCUGGCAGUAAUGCCCCGGCUGGAGUACAUUGAAGUUGACGGGAAUCCAGGCGUGGACACGCAGGGCCCUUUGGUGUCUCGACUACUGACCGAGGCCGACUUCAAAGGCAAGACAUGGACGCUGGGGCCAACGAAGCCCUUUGCCACCCCAGAAGGAAUUAAAGUCCUUUUCUGGGUUUGAUUGUGUCAGCAUCAUGAUUUUGCAUGACUUAACGAAACGAGCGAAUUGUAAGCGAAUUUUAAUUAUCAAACAAUUGUAUUGUCAAAGGUUUUUAGC
Messenger RNA from Exophiala oligosperma, 1174 nucleotides. RefSeq lists its product as uncharacterized. The record is from RefSeq and is a predicted model, not a curated record. The coding region runs from base 281 to 1078 and encodes 265 amino acids. Lineage: Eukaryota; Fungi; Ascomycota; Eurotiomycetes; Chaetothyriales; Herpotrichiellaceae. The transcript has a single exon.